Molecule: messenger RNA, 929 nt
Organism: Acaulospora colombiana
Lineage: Eukaryota; Fungi; Glomeromycota; Glomeromycetes; Diversisporales; Acaulosporaceae
Source: the annotation of a GenBank genome assembly
GGAAUCGUAAAAAUGUCCACAAUGAGGUUAGGAUUGAGGCACUAAUUAUCAAGAAAACAGAUUUUGAUGCAGUUGCUACUUCCCGGAAUCUCGAUCCUGAAGAAGCUGAAAAUCUUAAAUUUGACCAAGAGCACUCUAUCCCAGAUACUAUGGCACUUAAACACCAGCUUUUAGAAAAAUAUAACUUAUCCGCUGAGUCGACCCCGGAACAAUUAAGCAAGCAUGCCAGCGAACUUGGUGCCUCACUUCCGGAUUGGAUGGAAAGAGCAAAAUAUUGUGCUAAGACCGACGAUAAGUGGGAUAUUUUCAUUCAUGUUCGUGAUAUAGGUCCAAAAAGUAAUGACGAUAAAGAAAUUGUCACCGGUUGUUCACGGCUCUCACUAUUUCGUAACGAAUUGCGGAAGGCUGGUGUUGCUCAAGAACUUAUUGAUACUUAUGCCAAAGAUCCGAAUGUCACUACAGCUUCUAACAAAAUUCAGAAGGAACGAACCGAUCAAAUUUUAGCCGAGAAUCGGUUAAGGACUCCAAUAUAUUUCUCCAUAGCAAGGCUGACCCUUCAAAUCCUCCAGUAUGGUAUGAAAACGGUUAUUCUUGGUAUUGUACUGGAUAUGCUAAGAAUAAAGAAGGAUCCGGAACGUGCAAGAACACUACUCAUCUGGAUUCAAGAGGCUAUAAAGGCUGGAAAGUUGCGUGAUCCCACCUUUAGUGAAAAUGGAAAGUGCAACACUAGAGCAUUUAGCAACUUCCUGGAGCUUCAUAGAAUCACGCGUGAGUCAGCUAAAAAUCAAGUUCUGGCUGCUACUUCUGUAGAUUCGAAAUUAACAUGUGACAAAAAAACCGUUACCAAUGGUAACGAUCAAGAUUUGAAAUUAUCACUUAGCAUAGGCGACAAUAUCUCUGCUCCAUCAUCCAUUGAGGACAACUUAUAA